AUGACACGCAAAGGACCAACUAAAGUCAUCAAACCGGAAAACAUGAAUCACACAAAUGGAGUCGUAAAAGAUGCCGAAGGCAUGACAUUUAUGCGGGUGAAAAAGUCAGAGAAGCUCGUAAAAAAUGCUACAAAACAAGGUGAAAGUAAAUUAGAAAUUGAUUACAAUUCGUCAUCGAAGCAAUUGAUAAAUCGAAAUGGAAAUCAAAGUGAAGUAAAAAAAGUGAAAAAUAUUUCAAAGAAUCGCUUGAAAGGUACAACAACAAAAACUGUGUCAAAUAAUGAAAAAAGGAAACUCUCGAAAGUGUCGCUUUUGGGCUUGUUUGAGAUGACGACUCACUCGGGAACAAGAUGGGAAGGGAAGAGUGAAUUGGCAGCUGCAGAAUUAGCAGUGAAACAUAUUAAUGAACGUGGAUUACUUCCCGGAUAUUCAUUGGAAUUAAUAACUAAUGACACGCAGGUAACUCGAAAGAAGAAAAACAGGAAAGUUUUUGCUGUGAUUUUCUCAUGCCAUAAAUGCGAUCCAGGAGUAGGAGUUGAUCGAUUUUUUCACGCUAUUUAUACUCAAAAUAAGACGAAGAUGGUUAUGCUUUUGGGGUCUGCGUGUCCGGAGGUGACAGAAAGUUUAGCAAAAGUUGUUCCCUAUUGGAAUAUUAUUCAAGUGUCGUUUGGCAGCACUGCACCAGCUUUAAGUGACCGUGAAGAGUUUCCAUAUUUUUUUCGUACGGUCAUGCCUGACUCCGCACAUAAUCCCGCAAAAAUUGCCUUUAUUAGGCGCUUUAAGUGGGAUACAGUAACAACUUUUUCCCAGAAUGAAGAAGUUCACUCUUUAGCCGUCAAUGACCUUGUUACUCAACUUGAACGAGCAAACAUUUCAUGUGCUGCUACUCUUACUUUCGGAAAAACCAACUUCAGAGACCAAUUAAAGAUUUUAAGGGAUUUGGAUAUCAGGAUCAUAAUUGGAAGUUUCUCGGAUGAAAUAGCACCGAAGAUCUUUUGUGAGGCCUAUAAACUAGGCAUGUAUGGCGCAGAUUAUGCAUGGAUUCUACAGGAAACAUUCGAGCAUAAGCGAUGGUGGAGGGAAGUAGAGAAUCUCGAAUGUUCACAGAAGAGUUUGCAUAAAGCUGUGGAAAGUGUUCUUAUCGUUUCAUCCUAUAACAAUAUCGUGGGUGAAGAGAAGUCUAUUAGUGGCUUGACGAACUCCCGCUUCGAAAAAGAAUUGUCAGCUAUGAAUGUAACGAAACCAUUUUCUCGCUUCGCACCAGAGACUUAUGAUGCUGUUUGGAGUAUCGCACUUGCUUUGAAAGGUGCGGAAGCGUCAUGGCGUAACGAAACGCGAAUAAACAGAAAACGAAAGCGAAAGAAAUUGGAAGGUUUUGACUACACGAGAAAGGACUUGGCGAUGGAUUUUCUUGAACAAUUUCAUCGCUUAAAGUUUCAAGGAAUUUCUGGAAAUGUUUCGUUUGAUGGAGCGGAUCGUGUUGGCACGACAGCAUUUUAUCAAAUUCAAUUUGCCCAAUUACAACCUGUUGCUUUAUACUACCCUGAGACUGAAUUUUUAGAUUUCACAUGUCCAAAUUGCAUGACAAUCAAAUGGCAAAAUAACGUCGUUCCAAUAGCUAAGCGAGUUUUUAAACUUCGAUCUAUAAAACUUUCGAGUUAUAAACUUUCUAACAUCACAGCAGUUGGUUGUGUGUUUGUAUAUGCAGCCGUCAUACUCCUAGGUCUGGAUCACUCAACACUUCCAUCAACUGACACAGCAUUUCCUGCUGUUUGUACGGCACGAGUUUAUUUGCUUUCGGCUGGAUUUUCUCUUACAUUUGGAUCGAUGUUUGCGAAAACUUACCGAGUUCAUCGAAUAUUCACUCACAGUUGGGCUGGAAUUUGUAAAGAUAAAAUGCUUAAGGACACGAAGCUUAUUUCGAUGGUUUGCUGUUUGCUGUUAGUUGAUGCUCUCGUUGUAACAUUUUGGACGUUAAGUGACCCCAUGGAGCGGCAUUUACGGAAUCUCACUCUAGAAAUCAGUUUGACAGAUCGUUCCGUGGUUUAUCAACCGCAGUAUAUUGGAUUCUCUGUGUAUGGUGCUGUAAUCACUAGCGUUAGUGUGGUUGUUCUUGCAAAUUUGCUUUCUGAACAAGUCACGCUUGCAUUCAUCAUCAUCACUUCAAUAAUUCUCGCAUCAACGACGGCAACUUUGUGUCUUGUCUUUCUACCUAAAAUGAAUGACAUAUGGAAGAAAGGCAAACAUGAAGAUCCCGUCAUUCAAAGCAUGGGUUUAAAACUCGAGUGCAAUACGAGGCGCUUUGUAACCGACGAACGGAAGGAACUGCAAUAUCGAGUUGAAGUGCAAAAUCGAGUUUACAGGAAAGAAAUGGCUUCGCUUGAUGCCGAGAUUGCAAAACUUGAGAGAAUGCUUGAGAAUCGUUCUUCAUCUACAUCGUCGUCCCAGAUUUCCGUGUUGCCGCACAUUAAACCGGAGAUUGUCAUUGAAGGAGAUUUCAGUGAGAAUACGAAAUCAAGUCGUCCAAGCAUAUCGGGAACGCUUCCAUUGUUGUUAUUAUCAGUGCUACCGCCAGUCAUUCCACGUGCUUCAUGGCCAAAUACUGAACACAUGACAAUUCCCAUGAGACGCUCAAUUUGCUUCAGCUCUCAGCCUCAAAUUCUUGAUGAACGAGGCGUUCGAACGCCAGCAAUCGAUUUGCUUAAUUUGCGAUUGACUCAGCAACAAAAUCAAGAGCGAAGUGGAUUCUUGAACAAGAUUAAAGGUUUAUUUGGGUCUCGAGCACCAAGUCGCAAGACUUCAACAGCAUCUCUAGCUCCAUCUCACAUAGCUAAUGCUUUGAAAUCUCACAUGAGUAUACUUACCGGGCUUUUACCAAACACAAGCUCUUCAUGUCAUGUUCUCAACACCAACCCAAUUGAUCCCGAUCCACUUCGAAAAGUCUCGUUCGCUCAAAGCGGUAACGCAAUUAACUCAACGAUUGAAAUUGUUGAACCUGAAUUGAUAAAGAGCCGAAUUCGACGGAAAUCGAUGGCUUUUACGAUAAGUGCUCACGUCGAAAAAAUUCCUGAUGUCGAGAUUGAUGAAGUUGAAGAACAAAGCAGUGAACCACGCGUUAAUUUCAUUCUUCCGAAUCGCAGAAGAAGUUCAAUCAUUCAUCAGAAUUCCCAACCAACACUUCGUGAACGUGUAAGAGGCUCGCCGCGUUUUCCACAUCGAAUCGUGCCAACAAGUAGUCUGAAUGCUCUUGAAGAUACUUUCGAAGACAAGAUUUGUGGCAACAAUGAACAGAUUUCACCAGCCAAAUGGAAAUCAAUGGAGGAAGAAACAUUUCACACAAUCAACCAUAAAUUAUCAUCAACAUCAAAUAAUUCUUCGAAUCUCGAAAGGAUCACAAUCGCCGGCGAUAACAAUGUGAAUAUUGAGAGUAUCGAUGAAGAAAUAACUCAAGCACCAAAUCAUGUUAAUGACGAUUUUUACGGUGUCGUUUGAAACCCUUUUUUAUUUCUCAAUGGAAUGUCUCCAAUUAUUUUCCGGAAAAGCGAAUGAAAAGGGAGGAAAGAAUCCAUUUAAAGCAAUUAUUGUAAGUCAUGUGAAAUAAAAUUUAUGUACCUUGAACCUCUUAGACGGUUUUCAAUGAUUUUUCUCUUUAACACACAAGAAUGAAAGGAAAUUUAUGCUCCCACUUGCUAACAAACUUUGUUGUGAUAAUUGUGUUGUUGAAAUUUCAAUUAAAAGUUUUUAUUUGAACCAAUAAUUAAAUUAAGCUAUGAAAUUUUAACUGGUGCAAUUGAACAUAAAACAAAUGGAAAAUCUUUUACUCUUGAAACUAUCAGCGUAUGAGAAAUAAAUAUUUAAAAUUAAUCCAUUUAGUGAAUCGAGCUAAGAAAUAAAUUGGAGCUUAUCGAAAAGUUUUGUAACAAGUUCAAUUGUACUGUGUGCACAUCUUGAUCAUCUGUCGACUGUAAUGAAUGGAUCCCUUUAAAAACAAUUGCAAAACAAGUUCUUAUGAAAAUGUAUUGAUGGAUAACAGAAUAAAAAUAAAUUAUUUAAUGCUUAAAAUCGAUGAGCAAUAACAUAGACGCAAUUAAAGGAAAUAAAACUAAAUAAAUAAAAUUCGAGU
Clunio marinus is the source of this 4123-nucleotide messenger RNA. NCBI's taxonomy places the organism in Eukaryota, Metazoa, Arthropoda, Insecta, Diptera, Chironomidae. The record is from the annotation of a GenBank genome assembly.